AUGAGCUCACGGCCGCAGCGUACAGCAGCGCAGACGGGCAGUCCGUCUGGCAACCGCAUCUCCAUCACGCUAGGUAAGCGAGCGCGUAAGCUCAGCAGUGAAGAGCCAGAACAACCGCCAGCGCAAGACUCUCAAGAUGAAGACUAUACCGAAUCAGGUUCGCCUGUCUCGUCUCAGCUCGCCUUUGAGCUUAGCCGUAGAAUUGGAUGGACAGAUUUUGGCACGCCUGAGAGAGGGACUGCCAGGCCAAAGCGAGCUAGGACCAGCUCGUUCAGAGACGACUCACCUUCUGUUCGCUCGACGCCUCGACGCGCUGCUCGCAAAAAGGCGCCUGUAGACACAGCAGGCACGGACGAUGACGAUGAGGAUGAGCCGAUAGAUGAUGAGGAAGGGGAAGACGCCGUCGAAGUGACAGAGUCAGGCGCAACGACGCCUGCAAUUUCCAUCUCCCAACAUCGCAGUCACAAGAAAAGCGCCCGGAAUCCCUCUGGCUUGCGGCGACAGUCUUCCACGCCAGCCUUGGCUACACCUUCUGGAGACGACGGACCUCUGGAUGAAGAGUCUGAUCUUGAAGACGACCUGCGUGGAGAAGGAAAGAUAGACAGGAACGGCGUUCUGCAAGACGGCCGUGUCUUUCGUAUAUCCACCUUUGAGCUCCCAACGCGUGCGAACAAGAAGAAAGUCUGGGUGCUCAGUAUUGACGCGGCAAAGAUGCAAGGAUACCGUGACUCGGUGUACUUCUAUAAACACAAUCCGAGGAUCACCAAGACAUCUGCGACUCAGCAGGAGAAAGAUCUGCUCGCGCGACUCGAUCGCAUUCAUGCCAAUCUACGGCAUCGUCAGGUGAAUAUCUUGCCUGCUCGUACGCUCUUCAAGGCGUUCGGUGCGACGACUAUACAAAAUGGCAAAUGGAUCGUUGACGAUUACUAUGAAGACGCUUCCAUAGCGGCAGGCAAGACACCCGGCGAGCGAGCCGUCAACGAAGCAGAAGACGAAGUCGAGAACUCUCUUCUAGCGCCUGCCAUGACGCUCCAACCACUCUCACGUGACGAGCGAGAGGACUCGGUCAUGACCGAUCCUAGCAGUCGACUCCAUUCCCGUCUGACAGGCAGCAGACUGGUCAAGUCUCUUGCCUCGGUCUCAUACAGCGCCAGAGGCACUUUUGCACCUUAUCAGGCUGGCUCUGUGCAAUUCGGUGGAUCAGGACAAGAUCCUUAUACGCUCGUCUACAAUGCCACGAAUCGAAAGACCAAGCUAGCUGCCCAGUUGACCGAAGAAAAUUGGAUGCACCAGUAUGCUCUAGCUAUACGAGGCAAGAACAGCGCUCUGCUUCAUUUCAGGCGGGACAAUGUCGAGCCUGCAAGUCUGGGCCGACCGCAAAAGCUUCGUACUGCUACCGAGUUGACGCCCAUAACCAAAGUGGAAGCUGUCAAGGAAGGCUGGAACAUGCCUGUCAACCCAGAACACGAGCCGCCUGAAGCGCCUCUGGAUGCUGACGAUCAAGAUGACGACGGGCCCAAGCCGUUGGGUAUCUACGAGCCCCACACGAAUGUUUACCAUGUUCCCAAACUCACCCAAUCAGCUCAAGCUACCUUGGAGCAACUCGACCGGUUGCCCCAUAUCGAUUCUGUACGGAAGAUGGAUUUCGACGGAUUCCCUUCCGACUGGGUCCAGAAACAAGAUCGUACUGCGAUAGAGUACCGUAUUCGCCGAGCCGGCAGACGAUGGGGUUUCGCUUCCAUCUCUACAGAGAUGGCUGACCCUGUCUAUGAAUUGGGUGAACCUUUGCCGCCUCUGCCGACUCAGCUCUGGGAUUUCGAUGUCAAGAAUGUGGCGGCGCAGUACCUGGCGAGCGCGAAGGGGGAUCUGUAG
Mixia osmundae IAM 14324 is the source of this 1872-nucleotide messenger RNA. RefSeq lists its product as uncharacterized. The coding region runs from base 1 to 1872 and encodes 623 amino acids. The transcript is spliced from 2 exons. The record is from RefSeq and is a predicted model, not a curated record. Lineage: Eukaryota; Fungi; Basidiomycota; Mixiomycetes; Mixiales; Mixiaceae.